Striga hermonthica is the source of this 1173-nucleotide messenger RNA. NCBI's taxonomy places the organism in Eukaryota, Viridiplantae, Streptophyta, Magnoliopsida, Lamiales, Orobanchaceae. The record is from the annotation of a GenBank genome assembly.
AUGAACAAUAAAACUUUCUCCUUUUUCUUGGUGAUCUCUUUAACCAUUUUGCUUCUUUCCAUAAAAUUAUCCAAGCAUGCCGAUUUCACCAUUGUUAGUACAUUUAUCGGCAUUCGAACCUAUUUCGUAGGCGAAUACGACAUUUUUACCGUGCUAAAGAGCAUUAUUGUCUAUACGAAACAUCAUGGUCAUCGUAAUUAUUAUCAGGAAGACGGGCAUAGGAGCUCGUGUGGCGACAACAAGUGGGACUCGGAACUCGUGUCUUUGUACAACGUUAGUGUUGUCUACACUGUCGGUUUGAAAGGUUGCUCGAAUUUUAGCAGCUUGCAAAAGGCAGUUGAUGCCUUGCCCGAUUUCAGUCAAUCUUGGAUACUUAUUGUUCUCGACUCGGGCAGAUAUAGGGAAAAAGUAGAGGUGAGUUCAAACAAGACAAAUUUGAUAGUCCAAGGUCAAGUGAAGUUUCUAGAAAAAAAAAAAAAAAUAUAUCAAACGACGCAAUGCACCUUGGGUCGCUACGGAAACAACCUCCUUAACACAGCACCGGCGCCGGAUCCCGGUGAUGUCGGAGGUCAGGCGGUGGCAUUGAAGGUCUCCGGCGACCGGUCGGCUUUCUACGGUUGCGGUUUUUAUGGAGCACAAGACACUCUACAUGAGGCAAAAAUUCAGCAUUACUAUAAAGAGUGUUUUAUACAGGGAUCAAUUGAUUUCAUUUUUGGAAAUGGUAGAUCACUUUUUGAGGACUGCACCAUAAAUUCGACGGCAAAAGAAGUAGCAUCUGGUGGUGGGGUCAGUGGCUCGAUCACAGCGCAAGGGAGAAACUCGCGGGGCGAGAAAACGGGAUUCUCGUUCGUGAGGUGCAGCAUCAGUGGAAGCGGAAGAGUGUGGCUCGGAAGAGCGUGGGGACGUUACGCGACGACUGUUUUCUCUAGAACGUACAUGUCUCGUGUAGUGGCUGAUGAGGGGUGGAAUGAUUGGGACGACUCCUCUAGAGACGAAACGGUGUCGUUUGGUGAAUACGAGAGCUACGGGCCCGGAGCCAACUCUACGAAUCGGGCCGCGUAUGCGAAGCAGCUGAGGCAAUGCGAGGCGGCUCCGUACAUCGACAUCUCAUUCGUUGAUGGAAAAGAAUGGCUUAUUUUAAAUUCAAAAACAAAUUCACUUGAUUUUUGUUGA